This is a messenger RNA of Otolemur garnettii (small-eared galago), 7513 nucleotides long. It is a transcript of the gene NWD2, whose product is annotated as NACHT and WD repeat domain containing 2. Bases 1 to 5229 code for a protein of 1742 amino acids. Lineage: Eukaryota; Metazoa; Chordata; Mammalia; Primates; Galagidae. Gene Ontology annotation, molecular function: protein binding. The transcript has 7 exons. The record is from RefSeq and is a predicted model, not a curated record.
AUGUGGCCGGCCGGCGCGGGCACCAAGCUGCCCUGUCCCCGGGACUCUGCGCUCCGGCGGGCGGCUUUCUCCGGGAACCUCACGGCCCUGCCUUCUCACCUCGUGCCCGCCGGCCGCAGCGUCCGGGUCUUCAUCAGCGCCAACCCCGAAGACACAGGAGCAGAAAGGCAGGCGCUAAGAGAAAACGUGUAUCCUAAACUGAGGGAAUUCUGCAGAGAAAACUAUGGACUGGAAUUUCAGGUCAUUGACCUGUACUGGGGAGUUGAUGAAGAUGACUGGGACAGCCCGGAGCUCCAGAAGGCCCGCAUGAAGCUGCUGGAGGAUUGCUUGAAAACUUCUGCAGGUCCAUGUUUUGUUGGACUAUUAGGUGAAAAAUAUGGGAACAUCCGAAUCCCCGGAGAAGUGGAAGCCUCAGAGUUCGAAAUGAUUCUGGAUGCUGCCAUCGAGGACAAGCUGGAGACCAAGCUGCUGGAAGAGUGGUACUGUCGGGAUGAGAACGCCGUGCCCGCGGCUUAUUACCUCAGACCCAGAUCAGAAAUGCUGAGAAGCAAUAAGAACACGAUGCAGCCUUCUGCCAAUGCUGAAAACGAGAAGACGUGGCAAGAGAUAUCAGAUGAGAUCAAGAAGAUAUUUAAGGCUGCUGUGAAACUAUUACAUGAAAAGGGAAAAAUGAAAUACAGCCAAGCAAAGAGAUACCUGUUCUCAGCUAUAGAGGAUGAGUUUGACUUUGCUCUAGGAAAGCAAACACCAGCAUUCCUGAAGAAGUGUGUUUGCUACAUCAGGAAAAUUGCUAACAUCGAGCGCUUCGUGAAAAUCCCAGAGAUGGGGAAGUACAUGGAUAUCACUGGAACAGAACCAAGGAUUAUUCGGGACCCAGAAGCCCAAGAGAAGCUGAUAAAACUCAGGGAUGAAUUUAUUCCUACUAUUGUCGCAUCAUCUAAUCUGAGAGUGUACACGUCUGUUACUCAUUGUGACAUGAAACUAGGCUAUUCCCAAGAAAUAGAAAAUCAUUACAUCGAAGGACUUGGCAAACAAUUUUAUGAAGAUAUGAUUGAUAUCAUUCAGGCAACGGUACAGCAGAAUUUUGACACUGAAACUGAUACGCUCUACGAUGAAAUCCUUCAACAUUCGUCAUUGUGUAAAACAUAUGCCUCCUUCUAUGAGUACAAAUGUGAAUCUCUAAACAUAGUGCAUAAAUAUAUCCUUCCAAGCAAAACCGGGCACAUCAACCCUCUUAUUGUAUAUGGUGGACCGUGCACCGGGAAGACCCUUCUGUUAGCAGAAGUAGCAAAGAAGGCUUAUGGCUGGUUACAUGAAGACACGGGACCAGAAUCUGACCCAGUAAUAGUCGUGAGAUUUCUAGGAACAACAGACAUGAGUACUGACCUGAGGACUCUCCUUCUGAGUGUUUGUGAACAAUUGGCGAUUAACUAUCGGUGUCUGGUUCAAAGCUACCCUAAGAAGAUUCACGACCUCCGUGACUUAUUUAUAAACCUUCUGAAUGAGUCUUCAUUGCAGAGACCUCUAGUCAUCAUAUUCGAUGCCCUAGAGCAGCUGUCAGAGAACGAGGAAGCCAGGAAGCUCUGGUGGCUCCCAGCUCACCUUCCCCGCUUUGUACGAAUAGUUCUGUCCACACUGCCCAACAAACACGGGAUCCUGCAGAAACUAAGGUGCCUUAUCCAUGAGGAAGACAACUACAUUGAGCUGAUUCCCCGGGACAGAAAGAUGUGCAGCCAGGUCCUCAAGCAUCAGCUGCUUCGAGUCAAAAGAAAGGUCACUUCAGGCCAGCAGAUUUAUGUGAACAACGCAUUCUCCAAGUGCACGCUGCCAAUGUUUGUGAACCUUACCUUCAGGGAGGUGAGACACUGGAGAUCUCACAAAGAUGUCGAUGAAUCCUCCCUCUGCGUCACUGUUCAUGAAAGUAUAGAGCAGUUGUUCUGGUCCUUGGAGAAGAAGUGUGGUCAGAAGCUGGUCUCCAGGGCUCUUGGGUACAUCACCAUGGCCAAAAUGGGUUUGAGUGAAAUGGAGCUGGAAGAUGUGUUAGCCCUGGACAACAGUGUAAUGAACGAGCUCAGUGAGAACACCAGGCCCAGCAACCCCCUGAGAGUCCCUUAUUUGUACAUCGCGAGACUCAAGGAGGGUCUCAGUGGAUACUUAAUAGAAAGACAUGUGAAGAAUGUCACGCUCCUGGUCUGGGCCAACAGACACCUGCAGCUCAUAGCCCAAAAGCUCUAUCUGCAAGACGACAGUCACCUGCGUGAAAUGCACACCAUCUUGGCAGACUAUUUUCUGGGCGUCUGGUCAGGGGGCAGGAGGAAAGCUUUCUGCCUUGAAGACUCCUACUUGAAUGGCUGCCUGGACUUGGAGAGCAGAAGCCUCCUGGAGGAAGAAAAGCACUUCAUGGAACAAGCUUCCUUUGACAGGCAGGCCCCAGACCAACCCUGGGUCUUCCAGUGUAAUCCAUUGGAGCCCGAUAUCUUUUUUGUCAAUCAUCGGAAAAUGUCUGAGCUGCUGUACCACCUGACGAGGUGUGGGAAAACCGACGACCUGCUCUACGGCAUCAUCAUGAACUUCAGCUGGCUUUACACCAUGAUCAAAAUUGGCCAGUUCGACAAAGUGCUUUCAGACAUCGAGCUGGCUUACAACUACUCUCAAGAGAAAGAGCUGAAGUUCCUGGCCAGCACCCUCCGUGGCAUCAGAAACAAGGUCAUUGCGUUUCCUGGCUCCCUUUCUGCAGAGCUCCAACAAAGACUGCUGCCUGUUAUAAGUUCUCUGCCCAAACUGAGACACCUUCUUUUAGAAUGUGACAAAGAUGGGCCAAAAUACUGCUCCAUUGUACCACUGCAUUCAUCCAUGGAUGUCACGUACAGCCCCGAGCGCCUUCCCUUGUCAUCCAGUCACCUGCAUGUCACGGAGAUUCUGCCUACUUGUAACCCCAGUACCGUCCUCACGGCUUUAGAAAACGGUUCCAUCAGCACGUGGGACGUAGAGACUCGCCAGCUGCUCAGGCAAAUCACCACAGCCCAGUCUGUCAUCCUGGGCAUGAAACUCACUGGAGAUGAAAAGUACCUGGUGGUGGCUACGACAAAUAACACCCUGCUGAUCUAUGACAACGUGAAUUCUUGUCUUUUGUCAGAAGUGGAAAUCAAAGGGACCAAGCUUGCAAGCAGCCCCACCUACAUCAAUGGCUUCACACUGUCCGUCAAGCACGCCCUUGCCUGGCUGGAGGCCAGCAAAGAUGUCACAGUCAUCGACCUGCUUUAUGGCUGGCCGCUUUACCAGUUCCACUGCUGGUACGAAGUGACAUGUGUCCAGUGCUCUCUGGAUGGUUUGUAUGCUUUCUGUGGACAGUACCUAAACACGACCACCAUAUUCCAUUUAGGAAGUGGAGAAAAGUUAUGUACAGUGGCAUCAGAAUUCUCAGGUGGGUUUGUGAAGUUUCUUCUUAUCCUGGACACAGCUCAAGAAAUGGUUAUGGUAGAUAGCGAGGGAAGUCUUUCUGUUUGGAACACUGAGGACAUUGCCAGCCCCCAGCUGACUGAUGACUUUGACUGCCGGAGAGAAGACAGUGACGUGGUUAGCAUUGAACUUUCAGAGGACCAAAGUGCAAUUCUGAUCUGUAAAGCUCUCAGCAUCGAGCUCUUAGACACAGGCAUGUGGAAAGUGGCUGAGAAGUUCAGGGCCAAGCACAAUGAACGCUUUAUAUCUGCCGUGCUAUCCAAAAACGGAGACUGUAUCAUUGCGACCAUGGAAAAUACCUCAGCUGUGUUUUUUUGGAGGCGAGACACGGGGCAGUGUAUGGCUAGCCUACAGGAAAUCUCAGGUUCCAUAGUUAAGUUGGUGAAAUCUAGUCACCACAAUAUGCUACUGUCUUUAUCAACCAGUGGUGUCCUCUCCAUCUGGGACAUAGAUAUAAUCACAGCCAUGUCCAACAUAGAUAAGACUGGAAAACCCAUCCAGAGUCUGGUAUUGCCUGCCAGAGGGGAAAUCAUUUACUCCCUAGAUGGCUCCGAUUGUGUUCAUAAGUGGAACUUCAGCAGCGGGUUCAUCGAAGCAGUAUUCAAGCACGAAGGCAUAGUGGAACACUGUGUCUUAACAUCUGCCGGGGACAUAAUGGUGACAUCGGAUGACAAAAGCAGCCAGUAUGUCUGGCACACUGGCAGCGGGGAAAACCUCUUUAGAAUUAACGGGCAGAGAAUAUCUCAGCUGCUGAUUACACACAAUGACCAGUUUGUGGUCUCUCUCUGUGAGGAAAAUGCCUCCAGGGUUUGGAGACUGGCCACAGGCCACAGGGUCUGCAACAUUCUGACCACUCUACAGAAUGCCUUCAUCACGUCUGCAAACACCUUUGUCGUGGGCAUGACGAAAAGCAAAGUGUUGGCAGUCAGUCUCUGGACCGGAAGUAUCACCAAGAAGUUUUGCUGUGAAGACGGGACCACCAUUGUGAAUUUUAAAUUAAUCCCCGACUGUCCCGACAUCGUUGUGUUCAUCACGUCAGCGGAGACCGUGAACCUGUGGAGUCUGACGGAUGAAGUGAUCUGUCGGCGCGUGCAACUUCCCAGCAACUUCUUGAAAAACCUGGAGGAUUUUGAAAUUUCUCCCAAUGGAAAGCUGGGCAUUAUAUCCAGGGGAGAUGAAAACAUCAACGUGCUGGAUUUGCAUAGUGGUAAAUUACGGGUGGUUCACGCCUCUGGCACCAUCUGGCGGCAGAGGUUGUCUCGAGAUGGUCGCUACCUGGUGUACAUUUGUUUCCGAAAUGGGGAAGAAGAGGAUGAAAAUGGUGCCAUAUCCAGUUUAAUAGUGAUGAGACUGGCAGAUGGCAAAAAUAUCGGUGCUUGUUCCCUUUACAAAACACCAACCUUCCUUGCACUCUCUCAGAGGCACCUGCACAUUAUUGUGGGCUUUGACGAUGGGAGCAUAGGCAUCUAUACAGUAGUAGACCGCGUGGACGCUGCACUGAAAAUUAAAAUCGCCACCUCAAAUAGCAGACAGAUUUUCAACAAUGCAACACAGACAUCCAGGCCAAAGACUAACAGUUACUGUUUCAAAGUGUCUGUGGAUUGUUUAUGGAGAGAGUCCACUGAGGUCUUUGCCAGGGACAGCCCCAUCACAGUGACUGACUGCACAGAGAACAGUGAGGCCACGCCCUCCAAGAAAUACAACUCCUGUUACGACCGCGUGUGCUCAGCCCUAGAAUCCAGGGGCCACAGCUAUGCCCCUGAUAACUGACAAACUGUUUGUCCUGCUCAGCAGAAAUAUGUGACCCACAUACAGAAGGGAAAACAAAAAAAAGAUGUGUCCCAAAUAAUAAAAAUAUCCAUUUCUUAAAAGACAGGAAAGAUGAUGGAAUUUCAGAGUUUUAUUAAGAUGCUCAUGAAACAUACAAAAAUAUGGAAUUGAUUUGGGGUGUAGUCUUUUUGUCAAAGUGUCUCCAGAAAUGAAAGAAUAACAGUAUUUCUAGUAGCAUUUGAUCAGCAAGCUCACCUGGAAGAGAGAAGAUAAAAGUUUUUAAUUCGCAUUAUGGUAAGAAGCAGUAUGAUUCGUCCCAUUUGGUUCAGAUGAAAGAGGCUGGAAUUAUAUACCAUAUCGACCAUUUGGACUGGAAUUAGUUCUACAGGAUCUGCUGAAAUCAUGAAGACAACAAGCUGUUUGGCUUCCGAUGAUUGUGUGAUGUGUCAACAUAGCCUUAAUCUCUCUUUCCAUUUUACAAUCCCAACAACUGUGCCAUCUAGUCUGCAGAAGAAAGGUCUAAAGGUGCAAAAUAACGUAACAAAAAUGCCCAGAUGCAUUCCCAGUUUCCUAAGAAACACGACAUGAAAUAUGAGAUGAUGAACUAGAUUGGGACAGGAAGUCACCACCACUGUCAUAGGGCUACUGAUCACGGAGGGUCAGUCUUUGUUAAAAUACAGUUGCAACAACUGCAUGCAAAGGUUUCUGCAUAACAGAAUAUAUGAUUUUUAAACUAUUCAUUUCCUGGGUUGCAAAAGGACACAUUUACUAAGAAGCCACAAUCUUUUCACAUCUUUUUGAAAUGCAUAUUUGUGCUGGGUGUAAAAAGUGACAGAAAGGGCAUUACGAAUCUGCUCAAAACACCUGUUCACUUCUAUCAUUGUACCAACAAAAGUCUGUACUACUCAGUCAGUUGUAUGGAAAAUUAUUUUCUAAAUCCCUGCAGUUAAUCUUAAUAGAAAGCAAGCUUUCUCAACAUGCCAUCUCUGAGAUGCUGGUGACAUUUGCCUUACUCUUAUUCCUCCUCUUUCCUGUGUAAAAUGCAGAUAGAUGACCAAAUACUCUGGGACAAACUGACUAUGCCUGUCUUUGUGCUAAAAUAGUCUAUAAAUCUUAAGGGUGUUCAAAGGUUCUUUACUGUCCCUGUUUGUAAUCAAUUUCUUACUUCUCCACACCGUAUGUACAUUCUUUAUCUGUCACUCCCGGACUGAGGACUCCUCUGAGCCUUUUAUAGUAUUAAUCCGUUUCAAAGCAGAAGCUGUGAAAUGGUAUUUCAAUAUUUUUUAAAAACUACUUCACCUAUUUAAAAGAAAAUAUUACAUCUGGAAAGGUGAAAGCGAGUGUCCUUCCUUCCAUACCUUCCACGUGGCAUGUCCUUGGACAGCUUUUCAGAAGGUGUCACGGGGGAUGGUUUGGUUUUCUUUGAAAGUGGCAGUACUGGCUUUAGUAGUCAGAAUAACACAUGCAGAACUGACUUGCACUCAGUCGUUCAGUCCAGCUCCGCCAUGAGCUCGCCAUGCAUCCCUAGACAGAUCUUCAACCUCCCCCGUGUAUCCUUUUCAUCAAUUUCAGAAUAUAGGUAGUAGUAGCUACUGCUAUAGCCCUCCUAGGGAAAUUGGACAGCAAUGUGAGAAAAAAAUACUAUGACAUCUUGAUUAUUGAUGCUUAUGGUUAAAAUAAAGUGAUCUAAACCACAGAGAAUCCAAGUCAAUUGUAUUUCACUUUGGAAAGCAGUUUAACACGUAAGCCUACAAAGAUGUGAUUCAGUUAUAAACACCCCACUUUGGGGUGAAAAACAUUUUGCAGUAUGGUUCCUCCUGGUCCAGCUACCAGUCAGGGAAGCGAUAGCUCAGAGUCGGCCACCCACAAACAGAUCACGUGAAGUUGAUGGUGCCGGGUCAGAGCUUUAGAGAUCUUUAGGCGGCAUAUUCUUACUCCUCUCAUUAUCAAGUCAACCUCUAUGCCACACAUUUCUAAUAAUUAAAUGCCUAGAUGGACUAAACGUAGUGUGUGAAUGUUCUAUGUAGAAGCCAAUAGAGUGUAACAGUGACUUGAAUGAUUUUUUUCCUAACUUGUUUGCAACUGGUAGCUCAUAUUGAAUGUUUUUAUGUAAACUUUGUAUUGUUGGGAAGAAUUACCCAAUCAGAGAUUUAUAUUUUCAUAAAUGUUACAUUUAGUUAAAUUUUGUUACGGAGUUGUUACACUAGAAAAUUAUUUCAGUCUUCAAACAAUAUACAGUCUUGUGUAUGUAUUGUUUGUAUGAAUAAAAGAGAAGCCACUUAGA